This is a messenger RNA of Amborella trichopoda, 1536 nucleotides long. Its product is annotated as putative auxin efflux carrier component 8. The record is from RefSeq and is a predicted model, not a curated record. Gene Ontology annotation, cellular component: endoplasmic reticulum; plasma membrane. Lineage: Eukaryota; Viridiplantae; Streptophyta; Magnoliopsida; Amborellales; Amborellaceae. Gene Ontology annotation, molecular function: auxin efflux transmembrane transporter activity. Gene Ontology annotation, biological process: auxin polar transport; auxin export across the plasma membrane.
GGGAAUAUAGAUACAAGAAACAAACCCCGGGAAGAGAAGCCGCAGUACAGAGAGAGGAGGGUUAUAGAGACAACUGACUCGAAAUGAUUUCCUUGGCAGAUUUAUAUGCAGUUUUCACGGCUAUGGUGCCUCUUUACGUAGCAAUGUUCUUAGCCUACGCCUCAGUAAAACGGUGGGAAAUUUUCACACCUGAACAAUGCUCAGGAAUCAACAGAUUUGUUGCGACUUUUGCAAUACCUUUCCUAGCGUUCAAUAUCAUCUCAUCCACUGAUCCUUAUAAAAUCAACUUGAAGUUCAUAUUAGCUGACACAAUGCAGAAACUAUUGAUUCUCUUUGUAUUAAUCUUGUGGGCUAAAUUCACCAGGUGGGGAAGCUUCAAUUGGAUGAUAACCCUAUUUUCUCUAUCUAUUAUGCCUAACACAUUGAUUAUAGGGAUACCUUUGUUGAGGCCGAUGUAUGGAGAAGAGUGCAUAGGGCUUUUGGUUCAAGUCGUGGUUCUUCAGUUGGUGGUGUGGUGCCCCAUCUUCUUGUGUUUGUAUGAGCUUCAUGCUGCGAAGGUGACGAUGAAUGGUAAGGUACGUUUUACAAAUGAUACAAAUGAGGGAAAGGAAGGCGACGAGAUGAUGAAUGUUGAAGUGAUUUUCAAGAAAAAGAAUACCCCAGCAGAUGAAUGCCCAGUAGGUGAUUUAGCACAUUCUAAUGAAAGAGAAGUCCAAGGGGAGGUGACCCACCCAAGAAUGACCACCACCAAUCUCUUCCUUUCGGUUUUAUCCAAGGUUAUGAAGAACCCCAAUACCUAUGGAAGUGUUUUGGGCCUCAUUUGGGGACUGAUUUCCUUUAGGUGGAACAUUAGCAUGCCAAAGAUAAUACACAAGUCUGUGUCAAUAUUGUCAGUCACCGGACUUGGCAUGGCAAUGUUCAGUCUAGGUCUUUUUAUGGGAUCUCAACGCAAGAUAAUAGCAUGUGGGAAAAGGAAGGUUAUCUUAAGCAUGGUUGUGAGAUUUAUAUUCUCAUCUACUGUAAUGGCUAUGUGUUCUAUUGCAAUUGGCAUACGGGGCAUUGCACUGAAGACUGCUAUAAUACAGGCGGCGCUUCCGCAAGGAGUGAUUACUUUUGUGUAUGCUAAAGAGUACCAAGUGCAUGAAGAAGUUUUGAGCACCGCGGUUAUUUUGGGCAUGCUUGUUUCGUUGCCGGUGGCAUUGAUCUACAAUCUCUUGUUGGGCCUUACAUGAGAGAGGGGAAAACAGAGAAAGAACUUUCAAGAAGACAUGGAAGAAGGUGAAAAUGAAGAUAUAUUGAUCAAUACUAAUUGAGGUUGAUCACAUUGGAGACAUGGCAGAGUAUACAAGCUUCCUCAAUGUUGUAUCUUUUUGUAGAAUGUGUACCCUUGAAAGAUGAAACAACAAAUGCAUACAAGUGUACAGUGUGGUCUUGCAGCACCACCCAAACAAGGUUGGCACAAGAAAGUGAAGUGUGCAUUUAAUGAAGGUGUGGUUCUUAUGAGGCAGGUCCUAAACAAACAAAGUAAGGCGCACC